AUGUUCAUUCAAAAUGAUUCGCAAAUAGCCAUUAUUGAAUUUGUUUUUGCUGGAUUUGACACUGUGCAAAGACCACUGGCUGUUGGUGUGUCCAUGUUGAUUCUGUACAUAGUUACUGUGGUUUCUAACACUGCAAACAUAUGCUUUAUUGUCACAGAUAAACGUUGGCACCAGCCAAUGUACCUUUUUAUCUGCCACUUAGCAAUUGUCGACAUAGUCUACUGUACAAGUUCAUGUCCAACUAUGUUAGGUAUUCUUCUUUUUGGCUUUAAAACCAUAUCUUACAAACCAUGUAUGGUUCAGAUGUUUGUCUUUCAUUUAAGUGCUACAAUGGAGAUGUUUGCUCUUGCUGUUAUGGCCUUUGAUCGUUUUUAUGCUAUAAGCAAUCCUUUGCGGUAUCCUUCUGUUAUGACAAAUUUCCGAUGUGUUUUAAUCAUCAUUUCACUUUGGUUGGUGGGAGUUUCACUUUUGUCCAUUUUGCCUGCUUCUGUUGUACCUCUACCAGUUUGUUACUCUACUCUGAAGUACAUGUUUUGUGACUAUCCAUCUAUUUUAAGGCUAACCUGUGUAGAUCCAGAGCCAUAUUUUAAUAAUAUAUCUAUUAUAACAACUUGCAUAAUGCUUGGUACAUUUGGUUUUAUCUGUUUGUCGUACUUAAAAAUUGUUAUUGUUGUUCUGAAAAUGUCUAUAAAAAGUGACAAGAAAAAGGCAAUACAUACAUGCCUUAGUCAUCUUAUAGUCAUAGUCUGCUUCUAUGUACCCACUUUCACACAAGCAGUCCUGACGAGGAUUGGUGUAGUUUUAACAAUGGAGGAAAGAAAUGGGUUGAUGGUGGGAUCAAUUAUUGGCCCAGCUUUAGUUAAUCCUUUUGUUUAUUGCUUUAGAACUGAGGAGAUUAGAAAGAAAAUAUUUUUUUUUUUUCAAAAACUGAACCAGCUGAACAAAGCAAAUAAGAAAAAAUGUUUGAUAUAUGCAUCCCAGAAAGACAGAUUUUGA
Messenger RNA from Hemibagrus wyckioides, 996 nucleotides. RefSeq names its product olfactory receptor 6N1-like. Bases 1 to 996 code for a protein of 331 amino acids. Gene Ontology annotation, cellular component: membrane. Gene Ontology annotation, biological process: G protein-coupled receptor signaling pathway. Lineage: Eukaryota; Metazoa; Chordata; Actinopteri; Siluriformes; Bagridae. The transcript has a single exon. Gene Ontology annotation, molecular function: G protein-coupled receptor activity; olfactory receptor activity. The record is from RefSeq and is a predicted model, not a curated record.